Messenger RNA from Dermochelys coriacea (leatherback sea turtle), 981 nucleotides. Its product is annotated as 3 beta-hydroxysteroid dehydrogenase type 7-like. Gene Ontology annotation, biological process: steroid biosynthetic process. The transcript is spliced from 7 exons. Lineage: Eukaryota; Metazoa; Chordata; Testudines; Dermochelyidae. The record is from RefSeq and is a predicted model, not a curated record. The coding region runs from base 1 to 981 and encodes 326 amino acids. Gene Ontology annotation, molecular function: 3-beta-hydroxy-Delta5-steroid dehydrogenase (NAD+) activity.
AUGGGUGAAGCACUGGUAUACCUGGUGACAGGAGGAUGUGGUUUCAUUGGAGAGCACAUUGUGGAGCUGCUGUGCAAGCAGGACUAUGUCAGUGAAGUCCGGGUCUUUGACUCAGUGGCAGGGGAGGAAGUGAAGAAGUUUGCCACAGCUACCACUUGUGUGACAGUGACGAAAGGAGACAUCCGAGACUACACUCUGCUCCUCUCUGCCAUGCGGGGAGUCCAUGUGGUUAUUCACACAGCUGCUAUUGUGGACUACAAAGAUACUGUACCCUUUCGGGAAAUGAAAGCUGUCAAUGUUGCUGGUACUGAAAAUGUGCUGAAGGCCUGCUGCACCCUGAGCAUCCCAUAUGUUGUCUAUACAAGUUCCAUUGCAGCUGUGGGACCCAACACUCGACAAGAACCCAUGCUGAGAGGAACAGAAGACACCAAGUACAGUGGGGAAGUGGAACUGCCUUAUGGGAAGACUAAGGCCAUGGCAGAAAAAUUGGUACUUGAAGCCAAUGGAAAAGAGCUAAGCAAUGGUGGCAAACUUGCAACAUGCAUCAUCUGUCCAAAUACCGUUUAUGGGGAGAAGUAUCUGGUUCUAAAGGACUUGUAUACCUUUGCCAAAGCCAAAGGGGGUGUGUUGGACUACCUGGACCCUGAAGAUACAGAACGUAAUUGCACAUACGUAGGAAACGUUGCAUGGAUGCAUGUGCUUGCAGCCCAGAACCUGCAGCUGAAACCAGAUGUACUUGCUGGGCAGGUGUAUUAUUCCUACGAUGACACCCCAAUAAGAAAAGGCUUCCUACCCUUCCUAAAUUUGCCUCUGCUGAAUACAAUAACCACCACCUUCUCCUAUGAGACAGACAAAGCCUUCAGGCAUUUUGGGUACAUCCCCCUCUACAGCUGGGGAGAAAGUAAACGCCGAACUACAGAGUGGUUAAAGUCAGCUACAAAGAACUCGAGAUCCCAUCAGCACCAUGGGAAAGAGAUCUAG